Molecule: messenger RNA, 2325 nt
Organism: Cylicocyclus nassatus
Lineage: Eukaryota; Metazoa; Nematoda; Chromadorea; Rhabditida; Strongylidae
Source: the annotation of a GenBank genome assembly
AUGGAGCUACCAGUUCUUCUCGUCACCAAUGGCGUCUUGAUGCCAAAUGCUAAGCUGAAAGUUCCUGUGAAAAGCAAAACAAACUUGGCGACGCUGGAUCGUUUCGUUAUAAACAAAGGAUUGCCAGGAAAAUCUCUUGUUUUGGUUGCAUAUAGGUUAGAAAAGAGAAAGAAAGUCUACGAAACAGGAACUGUAGCUUUAGUAGAACAAGUUGUCUGCUGGAGUUACAAUAAUUUCGUACAGUACACGAUUCACCUUGUGGGGGUUUCAAGAGCAAAAAUUGAAAAAUUCGCUAUACCCAUUAGCACUGUACAACAACUCUAUGCUGUCGAAGGGGAGAUUUCGUCAGAUUUGAGGAAAGAAUUUGUGGACCGAGUUGGGGAGUUGUCGAUGUCAUUGUCGUUGGACAGGAUCGAGGACUCACUUGCGUUGAAAAAAUUUUUGAAUGAAGACAGAUUGGAAGAUUUGGCAGAUUAUUGCGUUUCACUGGUCAAUGACGUCUCAUAUUCUUCACUUCUGAACUAUCUGGGCACACUGGAGAUACCCAAAAGAGUCGGGCUAGCGAAUUCUUGGUUGAAGGAACAUCUGAAUGAAGAACAGAAUGUGGUGCCAUAUGCUUUAAGAGGACAUUACAUCAAACGAGAAAGGAUAUGGAUUUACACACAUCCCACACUCGAUUCGCGUGAUGUUCCUGAUGUAGAACAACCAUAUCUUCCACGUAUUCGUCAUGGACAUAACAAAUUUUCGAAAAACAAUAUCGAUGAACUUGAGACCAAAUUACAGCAGGCGGGACUGCCUGACAAUGUCAAGAAUCGUGUUUGGGCUGAAUUUGAUCGCUUGAAAUCGAUGGGACAGAACAGUUCCGAACAGCAUGCAAGGGAACUUCUAGACUCUUCUCAUAGCGGAAUGGAGGGCGUGAAGAAACGGAUCCUUGAAUUUUUAGCUGUUAGAAAGCUGAGCAAUUCGAUCACCGGUCCAAUACUCUGCUUUGGUGGUCCACCUGGCAUAGGAAAAACGAGCAUAGCAAAAGCUAUAGCGCUCUCUCUUGGGCGCAACUUCGAGAGAAUUUCCUUGGGAGGCAUUCGGGAUGAGAGCGAUAUCCGAGGUCAUCGCCGAACUUACGUAGCAGCAAUGUGCGGUCGAAUCAUUCAGGCCAUGAAACAUGCCGGGAGCAAUAAUCCUCUGAUUCUUUUGGAUGAAGUGGAUAAGCUGUUCGCUGGUAAUCAUGGUUCUCCGUCUGCUGCACUGCUAGAAGUUCUUGAUCCGGAACAAAACAAUAGCUUUACCGACCACUACCUCAAUCUUCCAUUCGAUCUCUCCAGCGUUCUAUUUAUCGCUACUGCCAAUGAUCUCUCAAAAAUUGAAGGACCUCUUGCGGAUAGAAUGGAAAUCAUAGAAAUGUCGGGAUAUUCGACAAACGAAAAAAUGGAAAUUGCCGAAAAUCAUCUCAUUCCUCGUCAAUUGCUACAGCAUGGAAUAAGUCCGGAUCAUCUACGGAUAGAAAGAGAUGCUAUCAGGGUCAUGGUGGAAGACUAUACGCAUGAGUCCGGAGUGCGACAACUGGAACGAGCAAUCGCCGCGACUUGCCGAUUUGUUGCGUUGCGAGUCGCGGAAUAUGCACGAUAUGAGAAUGAUGGCGAUAGCAUGAUGCAGAAUGAGCCAACUAUUGUGACACCUAAUGAGUGCCGAGAAAUCUUGGGGAAGGAACGCUUUUCAUCGCUGGAUCUUGUGGAACAAAUGGGCAGAUUCCAAGUCGGAACUUGCUUUGGCCUUGCCUGGACACCUUUCGGGGGAGAAUUGAUGGUUAUAGAAGCUAACCGCUGCGAUGGAAAAGGCAAAAUUGUAAUGACAGGAAAACUUGGUGAUGUACUGCGAGAAAGCGUAGAUGUUGCUAGAACUUGGAUUCGUGCCAAUGCUAAAAGGUACAAUGCCGAUAACUUAGAAGGCUCAGACCUCCAUGUACAUCUACCGAGCGGAGCCGUUGGGAAAGAUGGCCCAUCGGCUGGUUGUGCUUUGGUUGCGGCCCUGUAUUCCUUGGCAAGUGGGCGAUUAAUCAGAGCCGAUACCGCGGUCACAGGAGAAAUCAGUCUUACUGGGCAUGUUCUUCCAGUGGGCGGAAUCAAAGAAAAAGUGCUUGGCGCGCAUCGUGCUGGUCUUCGUCGGGUAAUUCUUCCUCUAUCUAACAGAGGUGAUGUGGAUGUCAUCGACAAAACUAUAAAGAUGGAAAUGGACAUACAAUUCACAUCUGAUAUUGAUGAUUUACUUCAAAAGGUUAUGGAAAACGACAAAACAGACAUCUUAUUGUCAAAGUUAUAAAUAUGUCAU